AUGAGUAUACCAGUGGCAAGCGAGCGUAAAUCAUUUCUACCAUUGCGAUUAAAACCAAGCACUGGUAUAGUUGCAUCACGUCCAACAAUACCGAUGCCAACCGUAACGGAAACGAAUGAUAAACCAUCAUUAACAGUUGGCAGUCGUGUCUUAGUUAACGGACUAAAGGGUGGAAUCUUACGAUACAUAGGUACAGUACAGUUUGCACAGGGAAUAUUUUGUGGUGUUGAACUCGAUCAGCCAGAUGGAAAACAUGACGGAGAAGUGAAAGACAUUCGAUACUUCCAAUGUGCUCUGAAUCAUGGAGUAUUUGUACCCCAAGAUAAAGUCGUUUUAGCACCUCGCGCACGAGCAUCAUCAUCACAGAGGCCAGCUAGCCGUUUGAAACCUCCAACAUUGACACGUUCGAUUACACUUACAUCAUCAAUUAAUAAACUUGAACUAUCCAAAUCAGUUCAAUUGCCAGAUAUUGUACCUAGCCCAAGCAGUCAGCCGGUGACGUUCGAUGAGUCAAUAUUCAAUGAUAAUCACGAAAUUAACACGCCAACGAUACAGCCCAAAGAAGAGAUUGUAAUUAAAUUUGAACCUCAACCAGUCCCAUUUGAUGAACCUCCGGAAGUUGACUUCACUGAUAGUGUGUCACUCAUUCUUCACCAACUACAACAGGAACAAAGACCGAUCGAUACACAUGCUUCUUCGAUAACGAUUAGCGACGAUGAAACUGAUGACGAAACAGAUGAAUUAGAUAAUGAAAGUGUGGUCGAAUCAACUACCAAUGAAGCAGUCAAUCGAACACGUCAAUCCUCUAUCUCUUCCAUUAUUACACCAAUAGACUUGCCAAAAUUUGUUCAAACAGAUUUAUCAUUUCCUUCACAAGAUAAGAUUACAUUUACCAAGGAUGAAACUACGCAUAAUCAAACGAAACUGAGCAAAAAAGAUGAAGCAAUAAAUGUCAAUAACAAAAAACCAACUACUAUUCCAUCUGUUAAAAAACCUAUCGAGCGACGACCAGUACCCACAACGACAAACACCGCCAAACGACCUGUAACUAACAUUGUCCCACGAAAAACUUCAACCAUUCCAUCAAAGAAAGGACCUACAAUAGCAAAAGCACAGCUGAAAGCCGCAUCAUCAGUGGCAUCAUUAGGAUCACAACCAAAAUUGAGUUUAUCACUUUCGCCAUCGAAUUCUUUGAACAGUAGUCAAUCCGAUGUUGCAUCGAUUACACCAAGUUCCAAUUUGGAGCAAACACCAGAUAACGUAUCUCAAGCUGCAAUCAAUCUCCUCGAGAAACAACUGGAAGAAUCUCACAAUAAGUUCGUCAAGCUUGAACAGGAAAUCACUACGCAAAAAAGUCUCAAUCAUUCUCUCAAGAUGAAUAAUGAACAGUUAAAGAAAUACUAUCAAUAUUUACUGCAGAAAUUCGAUCUGAUGCAUGUUUUAAGUCAAUAUUUUCUCACUGAAAAUGAAUCUCUUCAUCGACAACAUCAACGACAAUUAUCUCAAGCGCGAUUAACAAAUGAUCAAUUAAAAAAAUCCAUUGAGCUAUUACAAACCACGCACAGAAACGAUCUGAUUACAUUAGAAAAACAACAACAGAAUCGUAUUGACAUUCUGAAUAAAACUCACGAACAACAAAUAAAUGAAUACCAACAAAAGAACAAACAAUUAUUGCAAGAAAAAACUGAAGUGGAAACUCACUGUGCGAUUCUCCAAGAGAAAGUCGAUGGUUUCUUGACUGAAAUGGCUAAUAGUGAACAUGCCGAUGUUCUUCUAUGCCAUAUGGAAACAUUAGAAAAAGAUCGAACGAGCUUGCAAAGUGUACUCGAGUUAAAAAACAAAGAAAUUACACAAUUACGAACAAAACUUCAUGAACAAGAAUCCCAAUUAACUGAUAUAAAAGCAUUACGAAAGCGUGUGGAUAUGGCUGAGAAUCGAAAUCAAGAUCUGGAAUACCUACUCCGACAAAAACAAUUGAGCGAAAAGGCUGCUGUUAUUGAACGCGAUGAAUUACGCGAGCAAGUCACACAACUUGAACGCGAUAAUGGUCAAUUAAAAUUUGAGAAUGAAACAUUACGAUAUCGGCUACGUGAACGAUCAUUCUCAGUGUCAAUGAUCGUAGAUAAACCAACAAUCUUACCCAAUCAAAUUCCUCCUGUGUCUUCAAAUACAGAACCAGUUCGCAACCGUGCUUUUAGCAUAUCAUCAACGAUGCUUCUUACGCAUGACCACGAACGUAUAACACGUUCGUUAUCAUCUUUAAAUUGUAUUCUUAAUCGGUGA
This is a messenger RNA of Adineta ricciae, 2283 nucleotides long. The record is from the annotation of a GenBank genome assembly. NCBI's taxonomy places the organism in Eukaryota, Metazoa, Rotifera, Eurotatoria, Adinetida, Adinetidae.